Scomber japonicus (chub mackerel) is the source of this 2076-nucleotide messenger RNA. RefSeq names its product E3 ubiquitin/ISG15 ligase TRIM25-like. The transcript has 9 exons. NCBI's taxonomy places the organism in Eukaryota, Metazoa, Chordata, Actinopteri, Scombriformes, Scombridae. Gene Ontology annotation, molecular function: protein binding. The coding region runs from base 10 to 1869 and encodes 619 amino acids. The record is from RefSeq and is a predicted model, not a curated record.
CCAGCCGAGAUGGCCCAGGCGAAUAUCUCGGUGACCGAGAGCCAGUUUCGGUGUCCAAUCUGCCUGGACAUCCUGAAAGACCCGGUGUCCAUCCCCUGCGGACACACCUACUGCAUGUCGUGCAUCAACAACUACUGGGACCAGUCGGAGUCGGGCCAGUUCAGCUGCCCCCAGUGCCGGGAAUCGUUCAGCCCUCGGCCGGUGCUGCGGCGCAACACGGUGCUCGCCGAGGUCGUCGACAAACUCAAGCUGACCGACAUGUUCACGGAGACGCCGGAGCUCUACCUGGGGGGAGUCGGGGAGGUGCCGUGCGACUUCUGCCCCGUAGAGAGCAAGCUGACGGCUGUCAAGUCGUGCCUGGUGUGUCUGGCGUCUUUCUGUGAGCUCCACGUCCUGCCACACCGGGAGGUCAGCACGCUGCGGAGGCACAAGCUCGUUGCCGCUGUUGAGUGUCUGGCAGACCGGCUGUGCGCACAACACCGGCUGGGUCUGGAGCCUGCGGGGAGCGGCUCCGGGGCGGAGGCCGCGGGGGAUUGGACCGGAGACUGCCUGCUGUGCGAGGCUGACCGGGAGGAGGUGCACAAUGUGGACGCACAGAGAGCCAGGAGACAGGUCCAGCUGCAGGAGUCUCAGAGGAUGGUUCAGGGGAGGAUACAGAGCGUAGAGAGAGAGCUGGAGGAGUUUCAACAAAGCUUGGAGUCCCUAAAGGUGUCAGCGUCGGCGGUUUUGGAAGACAGUGAAGCUCUGUUUGCUGACAUGGCAGUCCGCCUGGAGAAAACCAAGGCUGAGGUCCGAGCGAGGAUGGAGACCAAGGAGCGAGCUGUGGUUGGGAGGGCUGAGCGUGACAUAGAGACGCUGGAGAAAGAUUUGGAGGAGCUGAGGAGGAGAGAUGAGGAAAUCGGACAGCUUCUACAAACCGAGGACAACGGCCAUUUUCUGCAGGCGGCUCCGCUGCUCUGCACACCUCUCGCCACCUGUCGGCACUCCAGAGCCCUCAGCUUGCCCACCGAGGCCUUCAGCGGCGCCAGGAGAGCGCUGUGUCACCUCCGCAGCCGCAUGGAGGAGGUCUGCAGGGAGGAGGUGGACAAUAUCAACCGAGCAGUAAAUGAGAACUACGUGUCUGGUGCGGAGUGCGUAAAAGGUAAGCAUAAGAAACAUGAUACACAAUUAAAUGCAGAGAACUUCAAACCUCAGCAAAUGCAACCAACACUAUCUGCAGAGCAAGAUACAACAAGGGCAGCGCCGGUGUCGUUCCCUCUAUCUUCUUUGUCUCUGCAGCCGGCUGAUCAGCGGAUGAGGGCAGCUUUCUUCAGGUUUUCGUGCCAUCUGUCAUUGGACCCUGAUACAGCCCACCCCACUCUGGUUCUCUUAGAGGGUCCCCAGGGUGCCCACUGCGGCGAGGAGCCCCAGUCCUACCCCCCUCACCAUCAGCGCUUUGACUCGGUGGCCCAGGUCCUAUGCAAGGAGGGCCAGUUCGGUGGCGCCAGCUACUGGGAGGUGGAAUGGAGGGGUGGGGGAUGGGUUGAUAUCGGCGUCACCUACCGUGGCAUUGGACGCAAGGGUGGUGGAAAACCGUGCCUGCUGGGGCGUAACGAGAACUCGUGGCGGUUAAGGUGUACACAUGCGGGGUACGCUGCCUGGCACGACAACCGUAAGACCACAGUGGCCGCUCCGCCGUGCCCCAGGAUCGGUGUGUUCCUGGAGCGCCAGAAAGGAGCGUUGUCCUUCUACAGCGUGUCGGACACAGUUGUACUGCUGCACACCUUCCGCUGUCCCUUCACUCAGCCGCUGUAUCCGGCCUUCCGACUAGACCUGGACUCCACCUUGCUCAUCUGCCCCCAUGAGGGAGGCAAUGGAAACCCCUCUUAAACCUGGCCCCCCUCCUCAUCCAGGACCCUUUAUCUAACCUACAAGAAAGGGCUGUUCACUCUGAAAACCUUAUGGAAGAGUUUGCUGGUGCCGAGAUAACACCAGUGAGAAGCAUCACAGUCAGGAAUCAAACACUUGUCUUUUCUCAUAGAUGUCUUUUUGCAUUAUGAAUGUCUCUCUUGACAAAACAGUUCCCCUUCAUCCUUU